This is a messenger RNA of Drosophila hydei, 853 nucleotides long. RefSeq names its product exosome complex component RRP40 (gene Rrp40). Gene Ontology annotation, molecular function: RNA binding. Bases 131 to 829 code for a protein of 232 amino acids. Gene Ontology annotation, cellular component: nuclear exosome (RNase complex); cytoplasmic exosome (RNase complex). The transcript has a single exon. Gene Ontology annotation, biological process: U4 snRNA 3'-end processing; poly(A)-dependent snoRNA 3'-end processing; exonucleolytic trimming to generate mature 3'-end of 5.8S rRNA from tricistronic rRNA transcript (SSU-rRNA, 5.8S rRNA, LSU-rRNA). The record is from RefSeq and is a predicted model, not a curated record. Lineage: Eukaryota; Metazoa; Arthropoda; Insecta; Diptera; Drosophilidae.
CUGACACUUCCCAGCACUGUUAGUGUUGUAACAGUAACGCCGAUAUCGAUUCAUCGAUAUUAAAUCAACAAUCUGUGGAGCACGCGGCCGGCACUGUUUUUGUAUUUUUAUUAUUAUUGUUAAACACAUUAUGUCUGCAAACACGAGUAUUAUUAUGCCCGGCGAGCGUGUUACGCUUGUGGAAGACGCGGCGAAGAACAAGCGCGUCAUACUAGGCCCAGGACUAAGAAGACUGGAUGACAAAGUUGUAGCCAGCAAGGCGGGCCCGCUCCGACACAAAGAGCCAAACACAUUUUGGGUGGACAACUAUCAACGGCGUUAUGUGCCAGCGAGAGGAGAUCUAAUUAUUGGCAUAGUGAAGGCUAGAGCGGGCGAUUUAUAUCGCGUGGAUAUUGGUUCAGCGGACAUGGCCUCAAUUUCCUACCUUGCAUUUGAGGCAGCUACAAAAAAGAAUAGGCCAGAUCUAAAUCCUGGGGAUCUGCUCUACGCCCGCGUUCUCAAUGCCAAUGCGGACAUUGAGCCCGAGCUAGUGUGCGUAAAUUCAAAUGGCAAAAGCGGCAAGCUGGGUGUUUUGCAAGAUGGAUUCUUUUUCAAGUGCAGCCUAAACCUAGGCCGUCUAUUGCUGCGAGAAAGCUGCCCAGCACUGGCAGCCCUCACCGAGGAGCUGCCCUACGAGAUUGCCGUGGGUGUCAACGGUCGAAUUUGGGUGAAGGCGCACUCAAUGCGAGAAACAGUGGGCUUAGCGAAUGCGAUUAUGGCCCUAGAACAGGCUGGCUAUUCGGAGAUAGAGAAGAUCUGUGGGAAUCUGAAUGGUGUGGUGCAAGCGUGAAUAAUUAAUGUCAAAUUUCAAACU